AUGGGAGAAGUAGAUGAGAAACCGUCCAUGGAUGUAGCUUCUCCGAGGUAUUCAUCUAACAAAGUUGCGGAUAUCGAUACAGAGCUUUGCAAGAUGAAAGCUUCCCUUGAGAGCAGAGAAAACGAAGUCUUUUCUUUAAAAGCCGAGUUGUUGUCGAAAGACACGUUGAUGAAGACUCUUGAAGCCGAGGUGGAGAAUGGUAAAGUGUUAGAGAAGCAACUUGUUGAUUCUUUUGAAGAGAAAUCAAAAGAGUUAGAAGAAACCAAGGCUCUGGUCCAAGAAUCGAAGCUAGAGAUCGCUUCUUUGAAAGAGAGGAUAGAUGCAUCAUACAAUAGCCAAGACUCGAGCGAGGAAGAUGAAGAUGAUAGUUCUGUUCAGGAUUUUGAUAUUGAUUCUAUGAAGAAUGAAAUGGAAUCGACCAAGGAGAGUCUCGUAAAGGCUCAUGAGGCUGCAGACGCUUCCUCUUCGAGGAUAUCUGAUUUGAUGGAAGAGAUGAAAUCGGUUAAGAACGAGCUUAAAGCAGCGAGUGAUGCAGAGAUGACGAGCAAGAAAGCAAUGGAUGAUUUGGCAUUGGCCUUGAAAGAGGUAGCUACUGAUUGUAGCCAAACGAAGGAGAAGCUUGUGAUUGCGGAAACAGAGCUCGAGGCUUCAAGGUUGGAGUCUCAGCAAUGGAAGGAGAAACACGAGGAGGUGAGGAAAGAAGCUGAAUUGCUCAAGAACACGAGCGAGAGACUUAGGAUUGAAGCAGAGGAAUCACUUCUGGCUUGGAAUGGGAAAGAAUCUGUGUUUGUGAGUUGCAUAAAGAGAGGAGAAGACGAGAAGAAUUCACUUCUUGAUGAGAACAAUAGAUUGCUUGAAGCUCUUGUUGCUGCUGAGAACCAAAGCAAGAAGGCUAAAGAAGAGAAUCAUAAGGUUAGAGAUAUACUUAAACAAGCCAUAAACGAAGCCAAUGUUGCGAAGGAAGCAGCCGGGAUCGCCAGAGCUGAGAAUUCCAAUUUGAAAGAUGCCUUGUUGGAUAAGGAAGAUGAACUGCAAUUUGCUUUGAAGGAGAUGGAGAGAGUGAAGGUGAAUGAAGCUUUGGCUAAUGAAAAUGUUAAGAAGUUGAAGAAGCUGUUGUCUGAAAUAGAGGUAGCUAUGGAGGAAGAGAAACACAGAAGCUUGAGCAGGCAAGGGUCAAUGCAGAAGGAUGUAGAAGUAGCUGAGAAGAAGAUUGAGGAGAAGGAGAAGAAGGAAGAGAAGAAAGAGAACAAGAAGGAGAAGAAAGAGAGCAAGAAGGAGAAGAAAGAACAUGGGGAGAAGAAGGAAGAGAAGGAGAAGAAAGAGCAGACACAUCAGAGCAUAGAUAAGAAGAUGAUUGGGAAAACUUGUAGUUUCAGCAUCAUGAAGCUCGGUCAUCACAACCACAACCACAAGCACAACAAAGAAACAACAAUAGAGGAAGAGACAAAAGCCUCAAACGCAAACGGUGGGAAUCAUCAACAAGAGAACAGUGAGGAAAGUGGUGAGGGAAGCUCUCCAAGUUCAGAUUCUUAUCUAUUCAAAGGUUCGAUCUUUGACGUAGCAGAGACGCCACAUGCGCAAACGCAUCACAAAAGGAGAUCAUCGUGUACGUUUUUGGAAGAAGUAGAGACGAUCAAUCCAGAGGAUCUGGAGAAUUUGGAUGGGAACCAUUUAGAAGAAGGAGAGUUGAACGACAAAGGAGCAGUAGCAAGGAAGAAGAAGGCGUUUAUUCGUAGAUUUGGUGAUCUUCUGGUUAGAAGGAAAAGCUUGAGUUUCUCACACAAGAAAGAGUCUUCCACCGAUUCACAAGAUAAGCAGCAGCAACCACAGACUCCGACGUCUCCACCGAUGUCUCCGGAGCCCUGAAGUGCCUUGCUUUUAUAUAACUUUGCUGUGAUACGCCAUUUUUGUGUAUUUUUUCUACUACAGCAGAUUUGAGUUUUGUACAUAGAGAGACAAACGUUUGAAUUUGUUCUUUGUAAUAAAAA
Molecule: messenger RNA, 1988 nt
Organism: Capsella rubella
Lineage: Eukaryota; Viridiplantae; Streptophyta; Magnoliopsida; Brassicales; Brassicaceae
Product: WEB family protein At5g16730, chloroplastic
Exons: 1
Coding region: 1-1866 (621 amino acids)
Source: RefSeq, a predicted model, not a curated record